UUUUUUGUUCCCGGGGGAACACUAAAAAUGUAACACUCGCUGAAGUUGCAGGAGCUCUUUACUCACUGGGGAAAGCAAAACCAUGGUAAAUGGAGCUCCAGGAGAAGAUACCUGUGCCGAUAUUUACAGAAGUGGACAGGGACGUUUUUCUGCGAGAAAUUUGUCCACAGCGCAGACCAGCCGUGCUGAGGGGCGUGCCUCUCGGACCAUGCCUGGAGAAGUGGACAGUUGAAUAUCUUGGGCAGAAAGGCAGAGACAAGCCGGUGAAGAUUCACGUAUCCACAGUACCACAGAUGGACUUCCUUCGCAAAAACUUUGUGUACAAGACUCUGCCAUUCAAUGAAUUUGUGAAAAGGGCAUCUGAGAAAAAACACUCAGACUUCUUUCUGUGUGAGGAUGAGAGCUAUUACCUUCGAUCACUGGGAGAGGAUGUCCGAAAGGAACCAGCAGAUCUGAGCAAACAGUUCCCAGACUUGGCAGAGGAUUUUCACAUCCCACACUUCUUUGAACCUGAUCAGUUUUUCUCCAGCGUCUUCCGUAUCAGCUCCUGCGGUUUGCAGUUGUGGACACACUAUGAUGUGAUGGAUAACCUGCUGGCUCAGGUGACAGGCAUGAAGAGAGUGGUCCUCUACAGCCCCCAGGAUGCAUUGCACCUCUACCUGUCUGGAGAUAAAUCAGAGGUUCUGGACAUUGAUGCCCCAGAUCUGAAACGGUUUCCUGAGUUUGUGAAGGCAAAGCGGUAUGAGUGUGUGCUGGAGCCCGGAGAUCUGCUGUUUAUCCCUGCCCUGUGGUUCCAUAACACCACUGCACUGCAGUUUGGUGUGGGUGUUAAUGUGUUCUGGCGCCAUCUACCUGCUGACAGCUACGACAAAAAGGACCCGUACGGUAAUAAAGACCCAGUGGCUGCAACUCGGGCGCUUCAGGCGCUGGAGAGGGCGCUACGCGCUCUGGAUGAACUACCAGCAGACUAUCAGGACUUUUACGGGCGCCGUAUGAUCCAGCGCAUCCAGAAGCAGACGUACUGUGACGGUCUCUCAGCCACAAGUGCGCAGGAGGACUCUGAUAGUACAUUAACCAGCAGACAAUUCACCAAACCUGGAUGAGUCUGUAGAGAAAUAUAGAAUAACCAAUAAAAUAUCUAUGAAGUGGGUGA
This is a messenger RNA of Lates calcarifer (barramundi perch), 1153 nucleotides long. RefSeq names its product tRNA-yW synthesizing protein 5 (gene tyw5). The record is from RefSeq and is a predicted model, not a curated record. NCBI's taxonomy places the organism in Eukaryota, Metazoa, Chordata, Actinopteri, Centropomidae. Gene Ontology annotation, biological process: wybutosine biosynthetic process. The transcript is spliced from 8 exons. Gene Ontology annotation, molecular function: tRNA binding; 2-oxoglutarate-dependent dioxygenase activity. The coding region runs from base 90 to 1103 and encodes 337 amino acids.